Messenger RNA from Siniperca chuatsi (mandarin fish), 716 nucleotides. Its product is annotated as late histone H2A.L3. The transcript has a single exon. NCBI's taxonomy places the organism in Eukaryota, Metazoa, Chordata, Actinopteri, Centrarchiformes, Sinipercidae. Gene Ontology annotation, molecular function: protein heterodimerization activity; DNA binding; structural constituent of chromatin. Gene Ontology annotation, cellular component: nucleosome. The record is from RefSeq and is a predicted model, not a curated record. Bases 36 to 419 code for a protein of 127 amino acids.
UUUUUGUUUAGACUCUUUCAGAAUAAAUACUGAAAAUGUCUGGUCGGGGUAAGGGAGCCGGUAAGGCCAGAGCUAAGGCUAAAAGCCGCUCAUCUCGUGCCGGGCUUCAGUUCCCCGUCGGCCGUGUUCACAGGCUGCUGAGGAAGGGUAACUACGCCCAGCGAGUCGGUGCCGGAGCUCCGGUGUAUCUGGCGGCGGUGCUGGAGUACCUGACCGCUGAGAUCCUGGAGCUGGCCGGCAACGCCGCCCGCGACAACAAGAAGACCAGGAUCAUCCCCCGACACCUGCAGCUCGCCGUCCGCAACGACGAGGAGCUCAACAAGCUGCUGGGCGGAGUCACCAUCGCUCAGGGCGGCGUGCUGCCCAACAUCCAGGCGGUGCUGCUGCCCAAGAAGACCGAGAAGCCCGCCAAGAAGUAAACCCCCGGCCCCCUUUCACAAACACAACGGCUCUUUUAAGAGCCACGCACCAAACUACAGAGCCACUUCCUCUAAUGGCUUGUUGCACAGAGCUCAAGUGGUCUGGACCAUCUUGAAAGUGCUCUGUAUUUUGAUAUAAACUACAAAGACAGGAGUCUUUGUAAUCCUGUAUUUGUAAAGAUCUGGAAAACCAGAUGUACCAUGAUAAAUUAAUCUAUUGCUUGGCCCUUCAUAUUAUCAACACUCUGUAUUACGUUUAAUAUUCAUGUAUGAAUUGUAUUAAAUUGUUUUUGUAAA